This is a messenger RNA of Acanthisitta chloris (rifleman), 1383 nucleotides long. RefSeq names its product DEAD (Asp-Glu-Ala-Asp) box polypeptide 49 (gene DDX49). The annotation marks the transcript as partial. Lineage: Eukaryota; Metazoa; Chordata; Aves; Passeriformes; Acanthisittidae. The record is from RefSeq and is a predicted model, not a curated record. The transcript is spliced from 13 exons. Gene Ontology annotation, molecular function: nucleic acid binding; ATP binding.
GAAUGGUCCCACCCCCGGGAACAGCUCCUGACCCUCCCUCUUCCCUCCCUCCCAGGCCGGGACUGCAUGGGCUGUGCCAAGACAGGCAGUGGGAAGACAGCAGCCUUUGUGCUGCCUGUGCUGCAGGUGCUCUCCGAGGAUCCCUACGGCAUCUUCUGCCUCGUGCUGACUCCCACCAGGGAAUUGGCGUACCAGAUCGCGGAGCAGUUCCGAGUGCUGGGGAAGCCUCUUGGCCUGAAGGACUGUGUGGUGGUGGGAGGUCUUGACAUGGUGGCUCAGGCCCUGGAGCUGUCAAGGAAGCCCCACGUGGUCAUCGCGACCCCAGGACGACUCGCGGAUCAUCUGCGCAGCUCCAACACCUUCAGCCUCAAGAAGCUGAAGUUCCUGGUGCUGGAUGAGGCUGACAGGCUGCUGGAACAAGGCUGUGCUGACUUCACUGCCGACCUGGAGGUGAUCCUGGAGGCUGUCCCUGCUCGCAGGCAGACUCUGCUCUUCAGUGCCACCCUCACAGACACCCUGAAGGAGCUGAGGGGCCUGGCUGCCAACAGGCCUUUCUUCUGGGAGGCUGUAUCUGAGGUUCGGACAGUGGAGGAACUGGACCAGCGUUACCUGCUUGUGCCUGAAGCAGUGAAAGAUGCUUACCUGGUCCACCUGAUCCAGAAAUUCCAGGAUGAGCAUGAAGAUUGGUCCAUAAUUAUCUUCACUAAAACCUGCAAGGACUGCCAAGUCCUGAACAUGAUGCUGAGGAAAUACAACUUCCCUUCUGUAGCUCUGCAUUCCAUGAUGAAGCAGAGACAACGAUUUGCAGCUUUGGCCAAGUUCAAGUCCAGCAUCUUCAAGAUUCUCAUUGCCACUGAUGUUGCUGCCAGGGGAUUAUAGGACAUUCCUACAGUCCAAGUUGUCAUCAACCACAACACCCCUGGGCUGCCCAAGAUUUACAUCCACCGCGUGGGCCGGACGGCACGAGCGGGGCGGAAGGGAAUUGCCAUCACCCUGGUGACGCAGUACGACAUCCACCUCGUGCACGCCAUCGAGGAGGAGAUCAAGCUGAAGCUGAAGGAGUUCUCAGUGGAGGAGAAGCUCGUGCUGGACAUCCUCACCCAAGUGAACGUCACCAGGAGGGAGUGUGAAAUAGGGCUGGAGGGAACAGAUUUUGAUGAGAAGAAAGAAAUCAAUAAGCGGAAACAGAUGAUCCUUGAAGGGAAGGAUCCAGAUCUGGAGGCCAAAAGGAAGGCAGAGCUAGCCAAGAUCAAGAGGAAGAACAAGGAGUGCAAGGAGAAGAUGCAGCAGAAGCUGCAGAGGAAGCAGCAGCUGCAGCAAAAAAAGAAGCUGCAGAGGAAGAUGGAACGGAGGAACAGGAAGAAGGUGACAGAGGAGCAGUGA